UCUGCCUCUGCCUGCUGCCGGACCAGCGUCUCUCGAAUCGCUUACGACAACGCCCGGGACAUCGUCCGUCUGAUAACAAUAACUCUUCCUACCUUGCAGCAUAUAUUUGCCAUCUGCUGCAGCCUCAAACGACUCCGCUUCUCGUGUAACUGAGUUGACGAACGAGACAACAACAUGGCUACCAAAGGCUGGUUCAACCUCGAGGCCGUUGGUGGCACUAUCCCAGAAACACAGUUCUUUGAGGGCGACUCCGCUUUCUCGUUUCUUGGCCUGACUAGGACACAGCGUCUGUACGGAUUCGUAGGAUGUCUUGCUAUUGGAUUUGUCUUGUCGAUCCUCGGCGCUAUCCUAUUGUUCAUCGGUGCUUUGGGCAGCUUUGCAGCGCUUUAUGUACUGGGAACCAUUAUCUCUUUGAUUGGAACCGGCUUCCUCAUCGGGUUCUUCAAGCAACUCAAGCUGAUGUUCAAGCCCGUUCGGGUAGCAGCCACCAUCAUCUUCCUCGCCUCGAUCGUGCUCGUACUUGUCGGCGCGUUCGUCAUCGGCUCUGACAUCCUCUGCCUCAUCUUCGUAAUCAUUGAAUAUCUCGCAUACACCUGGUACACGUUGUCGUACAUCCCGUACGCACGAACAUCUAUCCUCAAGGUGAUCGGUAUGGCGUAGACCAACCAGUCGCACGCGGUUCUAGUAAAAGACGGGAAAGACGGGUGUCUCGAAAGAGAACUGUAUCAUGCAUACUUGUUCCACUAAUAAUGUGUCGUGUCGGGGAAUACGUGCCUAUCAC
This is a messenger RNA of Punctularia strigosozonata HHB-11173 SS5, 781 nucleotides long. Its product is annotated as SFT2-domain-containing protein. The record is from RefSeq and is a predicted model, not a curated record. NCBI's taxonomy places the organism in Eukaryota, Fungi, Basidiomycota, Agaricomycetes, Corticiales, Punctulariaceae. The coding region runs from base 175 to 660 and encodes 161 amino acids. Gene Ontology annotation, biological process: vesicle-mediated transport. The transcript is spliced from 6 exons. Gene Ontology annotation, cellular component: membrane.